Messenger RNA from Serendipita indica DSM 11827, 675 nucleotides. The record is from the annotation of a GenBank genome assembly. NCBI's taxonomy places the organism in Eukaryota, Fungi, Basidiomycota, Agaricomycetes, Sebacinales, Serendipitaceae.
AUGCCGAUCGAAACGAGCAGAGAGAUUACCGUGCUCGUGACGAAUCCUAACUUCGAAUCUGUAAUCAGGAGAAACCGUGGGCUAUUCAAAGGAUUCGCGGUUAUUCUCUUUGGGGCUGGAGCAGGACUUGGAGGACUGCUUGGUGGCUGGAUUUAUGUCAAUUUUAGCUGGAGGAUCGCCUUCGGCUUUCAGGUUCCCCUCCUCAUCCUGGCAGCAAUUUUCGUUUCGAUACACCUCAAUAUUACCCUCUCUCAAGUAUCUCUGACCAUCGAGCAAAAGCUAGCCAAGAUUGACUGGCUCGGGUCGCUGACACUCAUCCUCGCUGUUUCUUCCGCCCUAAUUGGACUCAAUUUAAAGGCGACGGAAGAUCUCCAAUGGUCCCAUCCAUUUGUCUGGAUGCCAUUAAUCAUCAGCGCGUUCAUGUUCGUAUCAUUCUGGGUCGUCGAGGUGAAGAUGUCACCAGAGCCGAUUCUACCAACGCGACUUUUGUUCAGUCGAACCCCGCUGGCUGUCGCAAUGACAAACUUAUUUGGCUCCAUCGUAAGCUUCUCGGUAAUGUACAAUAUACCAUUGUCCGUCUCCAAAACCGCUAGUCAAGCCGGACGUUACCUCGUGCCCAUUUCCCUUGCCGAACCUAUCGGAGCCCUUUCUGCGGGAUGGCAAAUCACUUCUUGA